Nylanderia fulva is the source of this 3518-nucleotide messenger RNA. Its product is annotated as cilia- and flagella-associated protein 45. The record is from RefSeq and is a predicted model, not a curated record. NCBI's taxonomy places the organism in Eukaryota, Metazoa, Arthropoda, Insecta, Hymenoptera, Formicidae.
AUAAUUAUAUAUAAUAUUAUAAUUUAUAAUACAUAUAAUAUUUUAUAUAGUUUACCUUCUGCGCAUUCCUCGAAUUCUGUAUGACGCCCGUAAAAACAACGUUGUCGGACGAGCCGUAAUAAUUUGACUGCAACUGCAAGAUGUUAGUCACAUUGGCGGUAGGCACUUGCGGUCGUCCGGUUGCUAUCGUUGACGCAGCAUCCUGUGUAGCAGUGACCGCGCUCACGACCGCUUUACCCUCGCUGUUGAUCCCUUCUUCCGACUCAUAGCUUCCAUAUUCCGUGGUCUUUGCAGCUUCCUCGGCAAUAAGCGGACUGGACGAAGAUAGAGCCUCGUUUGAUCUCUGAUCCGGUUCCUGUUUCUCGCAAGUGAUCUGUUUGCUCGCGGCGAUUUCCAAAAUCUGCGUUACGUCCUCGAGAUGUCCAAUCUGAGCGGCCGGUCCUUCUUUCGUGUCCCUCACGUCGCUUCCGUCUAUCUCGAGAUCCAUCGUCGAACCUAUAAGAAAGUUGUCCGAAGAUAUCGGCGGUGUCGCUUGCCGAUGAACGUCGACGAACGACGUUUUGGUAUCUUCCUCCGCUAUCUUCUCCUUGAUUUCUGGACUCUUCAGCUUCGGUAAAGUCUCCUCUCUUUCCCAAUCUACCGAACUGCUUCCCGUGACUUCGAACUCUGACGAUGAAAUCGGAGAUGCAAUUGUCGGUGUUGCUGUAUUAUCGCAAAUCGUUGAAUUCAUCACGGUAUCGUCGGUGUCAUUCAUCUUCACAUCCUUCUCGAUCGUCGAACUCGAUGAGCUUUCGUGCCAGCUUUUAGAUUUUAAAUUUUGCUUCAGACACUCUAGAGCAGUUGGCUGGAUCGCAAUGUAAACUCUGGGUAGCACUGGUGGACUGUCUCUCAUCGCAUCCGGUGAUUUACCUCUCUCAUAGUUGAUAGGAGAGCGAGGUGACAGCUUCGGCGGCUCCGGAGAAGGAGACGGGGAAACACUGCUUCUCGAUACUCCAUUUAUCUUUUCAACAUAGACAUUAUUAGUAGAAACGAUAUUGAAAUAAUUGGCAAAUUAAAUUUUUAAGUCCUCUUUGACAAACAGAAAAUAAUUUUUGUUCUAAAAAAACGGUUUCACAAGUAAAUUAGACAACUAAUCAUCUUUACCUGUGCAACGUCAUUGUCGAUGAUUUUCUCUGAAAUCGAACGCUCGUCCAGCUCAUAGUCGAGAUCGAUGACGACGUCGUCGUCGGUCGUCGACGGUAUGGAAGCGGACAGUUUGCACAGCAGUUUGGAGAUAUUUUCGAUCUGCUUCUCGUAGCAAUUCAUCAUCUGGCGCAACCUAGUGCUAUGUUGAGGACUGGUGUCGGCUGCGUUAUCGCAUUCGGCCAUCUCACGUGACAGCUCCAGCGCUUUCCCGCGCAAUUCCCGCAGCUUCUGACGCAGCCGAUUGCGACGAUACUUGAUCUUGUAGCCAUCGCUCUUUGGCGAGGAUCGCCGACCCUUGUCCCGUGUCGACGGUUCGCCGAGUUCCUCCUUCUCCGAGAUCACGCUGCUCCAGAAGGAAGUGGCGGAAUAACCAGACGGCGACUCCGGACGUGGCGUGGCCCCGGUGACGAUGCGAUAGUUGGACUCGUUCUCCGACUUCCCGGCAUUCAUCUCGACGUUGCGGUAUUCGUUGGUGGUGCUCGCUGAAAAUAAAAAAGUCAAACAAUUAAUAAGAUUUCCUUGGUCUUCUCUCCCUCCGGCUCCGUCGUUGAUACUACGACUGAUGACGAAUAUCUCUUAGCAUCCCACAAUCUUAUCACCACGUGCUGCUGCGAUCUCUUUUCUCCUUUGUCGAUCAAAUUACUCGAACAACUUUUGGAGUACUCUUUCAAAAUAUUCUUGACACGUUCGUCCUGUACGUGACUGGCGUCCACUUCGUGGGAUUUCCUCCGCUUCUUCACGUCUUUGGUUGGAAAGAUAAGGGACAAAAGCGGUGCAAGAAAAUAUCUGAUACCUUCGAAAGUACCUACGAUCUACCCAAAGAUCAUGACGAAGAAGGAGUACGAGGACCUGAAGGAACGCAGCAAUAUGAUCACAAAGGAAGAGAAGCUAGCUAUCGCAGAGGCUGCUGAGAAGGAGAAGGAGAGAUUGACGAAAGAGAGUAUCGAGCGGAAAGAGAAGAUCCGCAGGAUGGAUCUGAGGAAAGGCCGCGAGAAGGAUCCCAGGACAAGAGAGAUCGAGGAGGAGGCCAGAAGACGAACGAUGCACGUCCUCGAACGUGCAUACAACAUGCGGAUGGAGCAAGAAGAAGAAAUACAGAGGUGCAACCGGCUUAUCCUGGAGACCAAAUGCCGGGCCAUCCGCGACGCCCAAAUUGCGGAGAAAAAACUGAUAGAACGGGAGCUUCGCGAGGAGGAGAAGCGGCUGAACGAUAUGAUGGAAAACGAGAGGAGAUGGGUGAUCAAGGAGGAAUUGCGGAAGGAGCAGGAGGAGACGGCCAAGAGGCUGCGAUUCGCCAAGAUUCUGAAGGAGCAGAUCGUGGAGAACGAGGAGCAACGGAUCCUCGAGUUCGAGAGAAAGCAGGAGGAAAGUCGGCUCAUCAAUUUAAAUAACAUCGCCUGGCAGCAGGACGAGAUCGAGAAGCUGCGCAACAAAGAGGCCGAGAGUUUUAAAGUUCGACAAGAACUUGCGGAGGGAAACGAACAAUUGAAACACUUUAAAGCUAUGGAACAAGAGGAGAAUAAAAUUAUAGAUCUCAGGAUACAAAACUAUCAUCGACUGAAAGAGAAACGAGAGGCUAAAAAGGCGGAGGAGCAGAAAUUCGAAAAAUUAAGGAAGGAGCGAGAAAAAGCUAGAGUGGCAACACAAACGAUGCAAGCGCACGAAUUUCAGGCACAAAUUGAUGAAAUCAAUGCGGCGCGAGUUCAAGAAGAAGUAGAACGAGAAUGGAGACAAAAGGAAAAGGAAGAAACGUUGAAGAAACUGUAUGCUCAAAGAAUUCUUCAAAGAGAACGAGAAGAACAAAUAAAUAAUAAGCGAAUAAUGCAAGCUAUCGAAAUCGAGCGAGAUAGACGGGAAUUCGAGAGGAUCGUGCGUGUACAACGAGCAGCUUUUUGCAGAGAAAAGAAGGAACUCGAGCAGAAACAACAGCAGGCCUUGCUCCAUCGCAGUGAAAUAUUAAAGCAGGUAAAUAAAAAGGAACGAGAACGUAUCGCUGAACGACAAAAGAUGUUUGAAGAAGGUCUAACGAUCCGUGCAGAGACUGCGAUACGUAAGAAGAAACUGCAAGACGCAAUGGAAAGGAAGUGCCAAGAGAUGAGGGAGAACAAAGUACCGGAUAUUUACAUUAAUGAAGUAAAACGAAUGAUCGAAAAUAUUCAAUGAUUAAAUUAUUCCAUCAGGAUGCUUAUUGAAAACAAAUGUGAACACCUAUUAAGUCUAAGUUUUAAAUAUGCAAAACAAAAAUCACUUUGAUUUUAUACAAAACUAUGUGCAAAUAUGAUUAUGCAAGGAAUAACUUAUAUGAAAAUAAAAAAUUCCUACUGAAAGUGCUA